GCCGCGUGCUCGCCGACCAGUUUCAACAUAAUAAUUCCUUCUUGGAAAUACAUAUCGUAUUGCCACCACAUUCUGAAGCAUCUCGAAUACGAGUAAUAUCGCAUUCGUUACAAGUGAAUCGAGCUGCGAACACUUUGCACACUAUCUUCCCAUACCUUUUUCUGCUCAACUUGUUGCGCUACUAAGAAGUACCUUCCAAACGAUCGUGCUAUUAUGUAACGAUGAAAACAUCAAUGCCAUGUUACAGAUACUUAAGUGAUAAUAUAUUUGAGUAUGAUUUUUGGCAGAUAUUUAUAUGAGAAUAAUAUUUCUUCUGAAGAAAAUUGCUACUCUAUAAUUCCUUUGGGAUAUAAAGAGAAAAGGUACUUGUAGGUUAUUGGGGCACAAAAUGAGGGAGUCUAAUAUCUAGAGUUCCACUUGGAUGGAGAACUGCGCAUGCGUAUCAGUACAUCCACGUAAUAGACUAGAUAUCGAAAAAAUUAUGACAGCGUCUGCAGGAAGUCAUAAUAACAGAGAGAAUGGCAUCGUCAAUGAAAUGGGAAACUACCAAUGACUGGAAUACCACCGUCAUCUCUACGUCACCUUUGGGUCAGUAGCCAUGACGUGGCUUUCACUGACUACACCAGCACAAUCUCCAUAGGUAUUGCAACUUCUUGUAAUCUGAUGAACCACUUUCCUUAAAGAUGCAACUAUAAGGGAAAGGAAGUAAAUACAUCCAAAUUUAUUAGUAAUCAUAGAAACAUAGCGUAAAACUUUCUAACAAAAUAACUCCAAAUGGUUGUACACAAUUUCUGAUGCACAAACUUUCCUCGCCGCAUUCCAUGCUCAGAGAUAUAAUGGUAAGGAUACGGCUGGGAACGGUGCUCGAUACCAAGCGAACUCCGCGUUCCAUCGAAAAUUCCGUUCGUUUCGAUUCUCAGAGCGCACACAGGUAUUCGCGCUUGUGGCGGUGCACGUGCGCGAGAGCACUCUUUGGAAGGGUGGGAGGUUAUCGACGGCGCCUCCGCCGAGAAGCAGAGAUAGGACACGAACGAAAAAGGAAAGGAGAUAGUUCCAGUCGCACACAUGUAUAAAAUUCCUAUAGAUGUUGCUUGAGUUUGUGUGGAAUACGCGAGUAGUCAAUGGUGGGGAGGAAACGUGAAUGAUCCAUAGAAGCCGGUACCGUUGUGCACUUCCCUCGCCGAACAUGUGUAAGCUUAUAGAGAGUAGUAUACGUAUAGAAGAGAAUGGAGUGGUGUUGAAGCGGGUAGGAAACGUCAAAGAAGUGGUGGGGAGUAACAGUCAGAGAAGUGGGGUGCGGGUUCGGCUUCGGCUUCGGCUUCGGAAAUGGCCGCGGGAAAGUAGAGAGCGUUACGUCGUCUGGCAAGCGAGCCAAAGUUUUUCGUGUGCAGCGCUCGUUAACCCGGCGCUUCGGGCGAUUCACCACACUUUCCACCACGGUGCCAUGUUUUGAGAGGAAAAAAAUUAAAAUCGAGUAAUAGUGUAAAAUCUUGGUGGUGAAGAGCAGUGCGGGCGGUCGUGCGCGAGGAUGGCCGGCGACGACGGUGCACCACCGAACAAUGAGAUCCUCGGAGAGGGGCAGGCCGCGUCAGUGCGGGGGGAACCGCAUUCCAGAGUGGGCGGCAUCCUGGAAUGCGAUCCCCCCGGUAACAAGAAUUCGUCGAGCGAGCGAGCCUGCGACGACGACUGCGACGAGUCUGUGAUCGCCGACGACAGCGGAGGCGGUGGAACAGUGAUUGCCGGCGAUAACGGCGCCCUGUGCCGAUAUGCCAUCGGCACUGCCAAUACCGCUAUGUCUUUCAUCGAAGUCUGUCAGAUACGACUGCAGCAUCUAUUCCCACACUUGGUCUCCUCUACUCGGUACAAUCUCUGCGAGGAUUCCAUAGAACUCACCGCGGAAUGUUUGGCCAACGACGUGAUACGGUAUCUGCUGAAGGAAGAUAUCUAUCUCAUAUCACGGGACCCUGUAUCGAGGAGCAUGAGGCACAACGUGUAUCAGAUGUUAAAUAAACACAGCAUAUUGUUCGCGAGCAUGGUGAACCGUUUGAACGUCGUGCCGGAUACGGCAUACGAAGCGUUCAUGGGAGUCGCAGAUGAGCUCUUCUUACACGGCGGUGUUACUUGGGCGAGGAUCGUGUGUUUGUACGCGUUCAUGGGCAGGCUUGCUCUGUGGGCUCGUGACAGACGAAUGCACGCUCUCAAAAAGAGAUUGCCGCUUUAUGUGUCAAGAUUCAUCGGGGAAAAGGUGGCACAUUUUAUCAAAGGGUAUGGAGGAUGGGAACAGUUGUGUAUAGAAUACCCUGUGGCAGAAGAGAUCAGUGGAGCAAUCUGGAGGAGUCUUUUAAUGACAGGUGCUACUUUGGGUUUGGUUGCAACAAUUUUAACAGUGACCUCCUGAUAAACUCUUAGAAAUUAAAUGAUGCAGGGUAUGUUUCUGGUACAACCUAUCAGUGUACUUAUAUUUAAAAAAUGGAAUUGUGUGAUUGGAAAGCUGUCUUCAGUCAGUUUAGAUUUUAUAUAACAAGUUUCCUAUUAUAUUCAUAUUUUGUAAUAACUGCAGCUCUGGACUAGUUAAAUUAAUGAGAAGAUACUUUAUUUAAUGUUAUCAAAAUAUAAUUUCAUGUAAUACUCAAAAUUCAUGUUUUAGACAUACAUUAGAUGUACAAAUUAAUUUGGUGCCUUUUUCUUUUUUUAAUUCAAGAUUUGUUUUCAAAAAGUCAUAUUUUAGAAAUUCACAAAAGCGCGGGAAAACAUUCAAAUUUAAAUUAGUAACAUUAAAGGCCCCUAAUUGAUUUUUACAUGUAAUAUAUACAUAUAGCAAACAGGAAUCUCAAAAUUGUAUUGAAUUUAGGUAGAAACAAUCUAAAUGUAUUUAUUUAUAAUUUAUUUUAGUUAGAAAAUAUAUUAAAUAAUAAAUUUUCCUUGUCAAUCAAACAUUGUCAUAAUAAAUAUUUAGAAUUUAUAAAUCGGCACAACAGUGUCCGUACAGUAACAUUUUUUAAACAGCAAUGAAUAUUAUAUGUGGUAGUUUCUUAAAAAUUUUAUACAAGUAUUUAAAGAUAAUAAA
Osmia bicornis bicornis is the source of this 3067-nucleotide messenger RNA. RefSeq lists its product as uncharacterized. Gene Ontology annotation, cellular component: mitochondrial outer membrane. Gene Ontology annotation, molecular function: protein heterodimerization activity; protein homodimerization activity. Lineage: Eukaryota; Metazoa; Arthropoda; Insecta; Hymenoptera; Megachilidae. The coding region runs from base 1529 to 2398 and encodes 289 amino acids. Gene Ontology annotation, biological process: intrinsic apoptotic signaling pathway in response to DNA damage; extrinsic apoptotic signaling pathway in absence of ligand; regulation of apoptotic process. The transcript has 4 exons. The record is from RefSeq and is a predicted model, not a curated record.